UCAACAAAGCGAUCUGUAUAAUUAAUAUUCGUGUAACGAAACGCAACCUUCCAUGAUGGCAGAUGUUGUGUGAAUGUUUAUUUUUUUUAUAAAAUUAUCAAAUGCCUGUUCAAAUCUUGAGGAAAACCGUAAAUAGCUUAUCAAAACUCUGGUCAUGAAACUGUGAUAAUUAGAAACCUAUCGGUAGUGGAGCGCGAGCUAUUGAGUAUGUCAAAUGAUAGUGCGAGGACGCGGUAGUAAGAUGCCGUGUGAGAGUUGUGCAGUGCAGUUCAGCGUGUUCCGCCGCAAGCGGGCAUGUUCGGAGUGCGAGCGGUACUACUGCGCGGGCUGCCUGCGGCGCGGCGGCGGCGCUAUGUGCGCCCCUUGUCGGGCGCUCUCGACGCGCCCGCUGGCGCGACCAGCCAUAGCUCAUCUUAAAGUCCGGGACCUGCAGUGCUUCUUGCAGCGCCAGAACGUGUCCACCCGCGGUUGCGUCGAAAAAGAAGAGCUAGUAUCACUCUGCGUGUCGCACGUGAACAGCACGGCGUACAGACGGCGGGCGCCCCGCGCGGAGCCUUUCCCGUCCCUCAAGGGCAUCACCAGCAACAUCAAUAACUUCAUCAACUCCACUUUCGACCUGCGACCACCACCGAGACCACAGCAACAGAGGCCACAGCCUAACACCAAUGGAGGCGGGUGCUACAACGCGGCGCACGAGCACGCGCAGACCCCCACGCCCGCGCAGGCGCCGCUGCAUGAGCGCUUCACUCCCACACCAGGCGGUCAGGAGCGCAUCUCCGUACCAGUACCAUCGGCAACUACUCCUGGGGCAGCGGCAGAAUCCGCUCAUGUGGACACGGCAGACUGCCUCGAGGUUGAAGACUUAGAUGACUCAGGCUGGGAGUUUGUGCGUCGACCCGCCGAUCCUCUACCCAAUGAUUCGGAAGUGCUUCUGGCAUCCCCGGGCGCCUUCUCCGGCCCCGCCACUCCGCUCCGAGCCGCUUCAUCCCUCGAGCUGCGCUCCCCCUCCGCCGCCUCGCGCGACGCCGACAGCGCGUCGCUGCAGGACGAGCCGGUACAGCGGGGACAGAGACCACCCUCCCCACCGAGGGUAUCACCUCCAAGGAGAGCCCCGUCUCCUCCAAGGAGAGAUCAUUCGACACCGCAGACUCCGACACACUUGAUACCACCGAAGCAAGAUGGGAAUGAGUCCGACUCUAACUCAGGCGGGUCACAGCCAAUAACCCUCGACGACCUGAAGGAGCUAUCAUCGCUGGACGCGCUGACCGUCCGUCAGCUGAAAGAGCUGCUGGUGAGGAACCGCGUCGAGUUCCGUGGAUGUGUUGAACGACAAGAGUUAUUAGUACGCGCACAGCGGUUAUGGCAGGACCACACGAGAUAUAAAGACGAAUUAGAAGCCCUUCCCCUGGAAGAGUGCUGUAAGAUCUGCAUGGCGGCCCCGCUGGAGUGCGUGCUGCUGGAGUGCGGGCACAUCGCGGCGUGCACGCGGUGCGCCAAGCAGCUCGCCGAGUGCCCCAUCUGUCGCCAGUACGUCGUGCGCGCCGUGCGCUUCUUCCGCUCCUGAACGUGACGCGUGACGCGUGACGCGUGACGCGUGACGCGUGACGCGUGACGCGCACGGGACGUGUCGGACCUCACGGCCGGUAUGACACUCACUCGACGGGUCUCUAUUGUUUCCCAUAUAGUUUUAAGUCAUAAUGUAUUGUUUGUCCACAUAUAGUUUAGUUUUUCUCAGAAACGCGUAACUUUUCAGGAUUGCCAUAAAACAAACCUAACCUAACCUGACCUAUCUAUAGGAUAACCUGAGGAAAAUCCUGAAAAGUUAACUGUUUCAGAAUUAUGACUAGUGAUAAUAUGACAAUAAUGACAUUAUGACUCAAUAAUUAUGUCCAACAAAGGGACCCCUUCCUCGACACAAUCGGGACGUCGUGUCGUGAACAUCAUCCUUUAUUUCACGUCCGGAACGCCACCUUCGGAAUGUCAAUUCCGAUACAUCCCGUCCGGAAUGACACGCCCGCUACGGCACUUGCGCUACGUUAUGUCAUUUCCGCCACGUCACUUCCUGAAUGUCAUAUCCGGAACGUCACUUCCAGGUUGUCACAUCCAGGACGUCCCGUACCGAUUGUUACAUUCAUUACGUCACUUCCGGUAUGACACCUCCGGAUUGUCAUGGCCAGAAUGAUAAAAUCUGGCCGUUGCUCUUCAUCGUCACGUCGUGAUCUUUUUUUAUUCUGAGCUUUACUUUCUCAUUAUGAUAACACUUAUAUACCUGAACAUCAAUAAACGAUCAGUAGUCGUUUUCUAGGUUAUUGGGAAGGUUUGAUGCAAUACGCGCCUACCUAAAAUAUGAAUACUUAGACUUUGGAUUUUUGGGGAUAAAAAUAACAAAAGCGGUGUAAUAAAUGACAGCUUAAUAUGAUCGUUUAUACUCAUAUAUUAUGUUUCGUCUUAAAAACUUUUAAACCUGACAUGUAUUCAGAACAUCAUCUAUUUACGUUAUAAUUCUAGGGACAGAAAGGAAAGUCUUGCCAUUAGCUUUAUGUUUAAAAGCGUAGUAGCUUUGGUAUUAAAUAGUGAAAUGUGAUUAUAUAGAUCAGGGAUUUCUAAUUAAUUUUUAAUCCUAAGAUUUGUCUGAAUAUUUCGUAACCACUUGGGUCCCAGGGAACAUUUGCCAGACAAAACGACACUGAGGUUUUAAGUUCGUCCAAUUUCUUGGUCCAAUGUGUAUUUGCGUCUCACAUUUUACUUAAUGAGAGAGUGACACGCAAUGCACAUAUGAUAUCACAUCCGUGGGACACUAGGCUUUAAAUUGCUACUUACCCAGAUAGCAUUUACACGUCAUUAUGACGUCAGCGACGUCAUUAUGACUUCAUGUUGACGUGAUUAUUACGUCAUUAUGACUUCAUGUUGACGUGAUUAUUACGUCAUUAUGACGUCGCUGACGACACUGCUACCUGGGUAAUAUCCUGAGUGGCCGAAUGAAUAUGAAAUUAUAGUACUGAGCACUUAGACAUGCGCCAGAAUUGUGUAAAACAUUCCUUGCUAUUAGGCAUGUAGCGGUAACCGGGUAGGUUACUAGAGUUAAACCAACAAAAGUCUGCAGAGAUUUUGAAAGCACACGCAGUGCAGUAGGGUGGUCGCUUUUUUAUCAUCUGUCACCAUGCCUGUUACGUUCUUACAAGUAUGAAAGUGCGAUAGUGACGCAUGACAUGACAGGUGACAAAAAUGCGACCAUGAUAUCCGUACUGGUGUUAUUUUAAACGUCAUACUUCUAUGGAACAGAAGUGUGGUGGUGCUCUUCUUCAAAAAAGGUGAUAACACCUUGCUGAAGAAUUAUAGACCCAUCUCACUUCUGAGCCAUGUUUACAAGCUGUUUUCGAGAGUCAUCACGAACCGUCUCGCACGCAGGUUUGACGACUUCCAGCCUCCCGAACAAGCAGGUUUCCGUAAAGGCUAUAGUACCGUAGACCACAUACAUGCGUUGCGGCAGGUUAUACAGAAGACUGAGGAGUAUAACCUCCCCCUUUGCCUUGCAUUUGUGGACUACGAGAAAGCCUUCGAUUCGAUCGAGACUUGGGCUGUGCUGCAGUCUCUCCAAAGGUGCCAAAUUGACUACCGGUAUAUCGAAGUGCUGAAGUGUUUGUACGAAAACGCCACCAUGUCCGUCCGACUACAGGGCCAGAGCUCGAAGCCUAUUCCAUUGCAGCGGGGAGUCAGACAAGGAGAUGUAAUUUCCCCAAAGCUGUUCACCGCUGCAUUGGAGGAUGCCAGGUUGGGCAGCGUUCGGGAAGCUCCACAGUAUCUUUUCGUCCAAAUUGCCGCAGUGUCUUAAGUCAAAAGUCUUUGACCAGUGUGUGUUGCCAGUGAUGACAUACGGAUCUGAGACGUGGGCGCUAACAAUGGGCCUCAUAAGAAGGCUCAAGGUCACGCAAAGGGCAAUGGAGAGAGCUAUGCUCGGGGUUUCUCUGCGUGAUAGAGUCAGAAAUGAUGAUAUCCGCAGUAGAACUAGGGUCACCGACAUAGCUCGCAGAAUUGCAAACCUUAAGUGGCAGUGGGCGGGGCACAUUGCUCGCAGAACUGAUGGCCGGUGGGGCCGGAAGGUUCUGGAGUGGCGUCCGCGUACCGCAAGACGAACUGCCGGUAGGCCUCCAACGAGGUGGAGCGACGACCGGGUGAAGGUCGCGGGAAUUCGGUGGAUGCGAGCGGCACAGGAUCGGUCGGAGUGGCGAGCCUUGGAGGAGGCCUAUGUCCAGCAGUGGACGUCUAUCGGCUGACAUGAUGACUUCUAUGAAAUUAUGACGUAUAAAUAACACUGGCACUGCGUGUGCUGUCAAAAUCUCUGCAGACUUUUCUUGGUCUAACUCUACAGGUACCAAUAAAAUAAAAAAGUGUGUGUAUGUCAGCUCCGACGGACGACUUGAGUUUACUCCUUUCGAACGAUUACAAAAUAAAUUAUAAAAUUGUGGCAUUCCAUCAGAGAUGGGUGCUUUGCUUCAUGUGAAAAAAGAACCAUUCUAUUGAAUUUCUGUUAAAAUUUCAGACGAAAAACUCCGCAAAUUGACAGUUGUUAUUUAUUGAUAUUGAAUCAAUAGUGUUUCCAUGCAGCCGUUGCUACGUGAUGCUCAAGAUAAGUUGCGCACGAAAUAUAACGUAACGCGUAACGUAAUAUAACGUUUGAUUUUACUCCCCAUAAGAUUUAUGAAAAUCUAUUCUUAAGGAGUAAACUCCAUAAAUGUACCAUCAAUGACACAGUUAACUAUUUGGGAAUCUUAUUUCAACGCAUUACAGCCUACAUAUGGUCAGUUGUGUUGCUGUUAAUAUCAUUAUGAUACGCUUCGAUUCACUUUUUAACUAUGAAUUAUAAAACUCUAAUCGUUAUUUUAUUACUGUGGCUUAUAUUUUCUUAAAAAAUAGUUAAUAAAUAACAUAAAAUGAAAUAAACACAGUUCACACGAUUAUUGACCAAAAAAAUGGAAAUAGUUUUGUAGCCCCGAUUUAGUCCUGAUUCCAAUAGGAUAUCGGUUGUAAAUAAUAUAUUAUAUAUGCUCGUAUGAUUUAUAAAUUCAUACUUAAAUGUUAUUUAUAUAAUAAGCGAUGUUUAAAUCUCUAGUUAUAGCCCUGCGACUCAGCUAGCGAAAACAAUUAUAGUUAUUAUUUUAAAAGAGCUGAUUUUUUUAAAGACGUAUUAUCAGGGGGGUGUCACUUCGCAGUUUAGGUACAUUUGACCGGUGCGCCUCCCGGGCAGGCGUAUGGCAAUGGGCUGCCGCUCGACUCGCGCAAAAUUGAAAAUACAUAAUGCCUUCGAAACCUAAAUCUAUAGAUAUUGUUCUGUUUACGAAUGUCUGAAUAAGCGGAAGAACAAGGAAGCAGAAAUUACAUUUUUUUAAAUUCCGGACUAUAUUGACCGAUAUAUUUUCAAAGGAAUAAGUACUUCUGUGGCAUACCUACUUCCGUGAGAACCAGACAUACUAUCUCCGGAUAAAAAAUCAUGUUUACAGAAUCAACGUCUGUAAUUCCUACAUAUUUAUCUUAAAAAUAAUAGAUCAGUAGGUAUAGGUACAAAAACUUGUGGCGUGACAACCCCGUGCCGACACUCACAGCUCGGUCAUAAAACUGCGGCGCGCAAAGAUGAUUCACGGUUCGUGCGCGGUUAUAAGUUUCAAUUUUGCUUGCAGGCGGCGAGUAAAGGUAUAAUUUUAUACCUAAAUCUGACUUUUGUUAAGGAGUGAAUUUUCUGUACGGUAGUACUAUUAGUUAUUCUGUGGUAUUAUGGUGAUAAUUCCGAAUGUAUUCUUUUUAGGAAUAAUCCCAAUACACCUUACAAUAGAUCGUAUUAAUUAAUGACAAUUUAUAACAAGUUACACCCAACUGAAAUAAAAUAGCUGACACUGACCUCCUUAGCCCUAGUCAUGCAAGCAAACAAUUCCAAUUUGCCGUGAAACUGGAAGCUAUAGUGUAGGAAAUAGUGUUGAUUUCAUUUUGUAAAUAGACCGAGAUGCAACUCUAUUCCGAUUAAAACAUUGAUUAAAACUUCAUCGAACUUAAUAACCCAGGUAGCAGUGACGUCAGCGACGUCAUUAUGACGUAAUAUUGACGUUAUAAAGACGUCGCUGACGUCAUAAUGACGUAUAAAUGCUACCUGGGAAGUACUAGGUAGAACCGUGAGCGUUACGAGGCUAAGAUCAGUUUAUACACAUUACGCAUAGUCAUUAUCUCAUUAUGUAAUUUCUACGCAACACUAAAUAGAAAUAAUCGGAUAUUUGACUCCGUUUUAAGAACAGUGAUAUUAUCUCUAGUAAUACAUUGAAUUUUUUAACGCGCUAGCUAGAGGGUAGUCGCAAUAUAUUACCAUCACCAACAUCUGCCAUCUAAAACGAAUAUAAACACAUAAAAUCAUAUGUUUAUUAUUUUGUGAUUUACUCAUUUUGGUACCUAAGGUACCUCACUAUUUUGUACAGUGAGGUGCAAAAUUGCAUGGAGAAAUUAUGAAUGAUAUCAUUGAUAAAAUCGGAGGAGCGGUACUUCCUUAUACAGGUACUUAAUAGGAAGUCCCAACCUACUACCUUGUAAUGUAACGUUUUAUUAAGUUAAUAAAAUAUUUUCAUUUUCAUUUUUUCAUUUUCAUAAAGUCGCCAUGCACUUUUGCGGCUGAUGGUACAUUAUUUUACUUUGGUGGGCGCCACUGUGGCGCACUCAGCAAAGAAGCUACUAUUGUUAUUGCUAUUACUUUGUCAUUGUUAUGAUAGUUCUUCGCUCAUGUAUUGUUUGUAUUAUUUAAAAUGAAUAGUAAAAAUUCGCACGAAAUGUAACUGAACAAAUGUAUGGUCAAAAUUGUAAAUAUGUACUUAUUUACCUAUCUAUUUCUAUUUUUAAUGUUCACUUUAACUACUUGUUAUUUUAGUGCUUCAAAGUUAGCUAGAAAUAUAGUUUUGAGUAUAUAUGGAAAAAUAUUUUUAAUUUUAUUUUUUCAACUUAUAAUAAAAUGUCUAGUACUGUACCUACACAGAUGAUUGUAUUUUGUGAUUACCGCUCAUCCAUAUGAAAAAAAAAAUGAAUUUUUGGUAUUGUGAAAUACGAAAAAGACCUAACCUAGUUUAAAUGAAAGUACUACUUACAGUUUUCUGUACUUUUGAUAUUUUUCGAAAAAAUCCCAAAUAUGUAGCAUGUGCUACGAAUAAUCUGAAACAUGUGAUGGUUAAUCUUAUUAUAGUUAUUUUUAUAUGAUUUAAAGAAUAUUUGUUUUAUUUUUAUUCGUUCGCUUGUAUUCAUUCUAUUAGUGAGUUCACGGUAUAAAUUGUUAUGUAGGUUUAAAUUUAAUGUACAGAUGAUUUAGGACAAAAAAAAUCGUAAUAUAAUAUAAAUGAAAUUUGUGUUAAUUCAUUGCAAUUUGCAAUUAAAAUACCUAAGAUGGAAGCUUUCGUCCAGUCUUAUCUUACCUUUAUCAUGAAAAAAAAAACCACGACGGUGAUUUUCCCACUGAUGUCAUAAUGACAUUGAAAGGUUUUUGUCCUGACAUCUUAAUGCGGUCACCAUACAUGUAUACAAACAAAUUAUAGACACAAACAAAUUAUAAUUGUUGAUUUCAUUUAUUAGGUAUUUAAUCGUAUCGUUAUUUGUGCUCAAAUAAGAACCUGUUGUAAAUUACCUGUAUGUGAAGUUCACGUCACAAAAUCGUUUGGUCAAAGAUCUGUACAUUCCGUAUUUUGAUUGGAAAAAUAUGUAAAAAUGUGUACUUAUAUUUCUUCGUGCUCGACUAAAUAUUUAAUUGUAUAAAAAAUUCAGUGCCCAUUAGUAAAGGCACCUACAAAUUUAAUAUCUUGCACAACAACGAAGCGCCUAAAUAUAUUUUGUACGAUAUUUUCGCGGUAUUCAUUUUGCAAGAUAUCGGGUAAACAAAAAAAAACGAACCACAUUUUUUUACACUUCCACUUAAUUUUACUAAAGAAUAUUUUCACGUUUAGCAUUAAUCUAAUAAUCUAAUGUUUCUGUAUUUAAUCUUUCGACUUUGACGUAUAGAAAAAGUUAUUCAAAGUAAAGAAAGGACGCUCAGCGCGAGACAUU
Molecule: messenger RNA, 8061 nt
Organism: Cydia strobilella
Lineage: Eukaryota; Metazoa; Arthropoda; Insecta; Lepidoptera; Tortricidae
Product: E3 ubiquitin-protein ligase rififylin
Exons: 7
Coding region: 215-1564 (449 amino acids)
Biological process (GO): negative regulation of extrinsic apoptotic signaling pathway via death domain receptors; protein K48-linked ubiquitination; proteasome-mediated ubiquitin-dependent protein catabolic process
Cellular component (GO): plasma membrane; cytoplasm
Molecular function (GO): ubiquitin protein ligase activity
Source: RefSeq, a predicted model, not a curated record